Cuscuta epithymum is the source of this 2717-nucleotide messenger RNA. Lineage: Eukaryota; Viridiplantae; Streptophyta; Magnoliopsida; Solanales; Convolvulaceae. The record is from the annotation of a GenBank genome assembly.
GUUGUUGUUGUUAUUGUUAUUAGUUAUGUUUUCGUUAUUAUCAUAUUAUACGGAGUAAUUACAAUUAAAAUUAUAGAAAUAAAUAUUAUAAUUAUAAUUACAAUUUUUAUAAUUAUGAUCAUAAUUAUAAUUAUAUUUAAAUUAUAUAUGUGUAAUUACAUUUAUAAUUAUAGUAAUUAUAAUUGUAAUUAUAAUUUUAGAAAUAUUCAAAUCAGAUUAGAUCAGAAAGAUUCAGAUCAGAUCAGAAGGAUUCAGAUCAGAUCAGAAACAUUCAGAUCAGAUCAGGAACAUUCAGAUCAGAUAAGGAACAUUCAGAUCAGAUCAGGAACAUUCAGAUCAGAUCAGGAACAUUCAGAUCAGAUCAGAAAGAUUCAGAUCAGAUCAUAUCAGAAAAAUUCAGAUCAGAUCAGAACUUAAAAAAUUCAUAUCAGAAAAAUUCAGAUAAGAUGAAGAGAACAGCUUCUAAGGGUGACAAAUUUCUUAAUCGGAGCCGAAAAUGUGUAUAUGUGGGGUAUGUUUUUGGCAAGAAAGAGUGAAAUGUUUUUGAUCUAGAGACUCAAGAAUACUUUGUGUCCCGUGAUGUAAAAUUUUUUUAACACUUUUUUCCAUUUGCAUCGGAUUCCUCUCCUCCAGAUACUUCUCACUCGCCACCUAUUUUUUUGCCUAAUGAUUAUGAUGAUCCCUUUUCUCUUGGAUAUUCUGGUGAUUUGAAUAAAGGGGUGCAGCCACUAGUACAUAAUGAAUUCACGUCCCAAGCAAAUGGGCCACCCGAUGAGUCUUCACUUGAUGGGACAUCAUCAUCCUCAAUUAUGGCAGAGGACACACCUCUUGUUUCCCAGUAGGAGCAGCCAGCUCCACUCGGCCGCGGACAGCGCACACGCAUACCUUCGGUGCGUCUCAAAGACUAUGUUACGCAUACUAUUAUUAAAAACAGUCCAUUCCCCACUCCUCCUGCUUCGUCACCCUGUUCAGCUCUUAAUUCUAUUACGGAGCCCCAAUCUUUUCAUGAUGCUGUUAAACAUGAUGGAUGGCGUGAUGCUAUGAAGGCCGAGAUACAGGCACUUGAAAAUAACUCCACUUGGAGUCUUGUUCCUUUACCUCCUGGAAAACGUGCCUUGGGUUGUCGCUGGGUUUAUAAAGUGAAGCACAAAUCUGAUGGCACUGUUGAACGGCUGAAAGCUCGUCUUGUUAUUUUUGGGAAUAGGCAGGUUGCUGGUCUCGAUUAUACAGAAACUUUUGCUCCGGUUGCUAAAAUGGUGACUGUGCGAGCUUUUCGUGCCAUAGCAGCUUGUAAGCAUUGGGAGUUACAUCAAAUGGAUGUACACAAUGCUUUUCUUCACGGAGAUUUACAUGAGGAAGUCUACAUGACUAUUCCUCCGGGCUAUAAAACACGUGACACCACCUUGGUCUGUAGACUUCAUAAAUCCUUAUAUGGACUUAAGCAGGCCCCGCGGUGCUGGUUCGCAAAAUUGGUCACUGCUCUUAAGAAUUAUGGCUUUCUUCAGUCAUAUGCUGACUAUUCUUUAUUUACUCUUACUCGCGGUGCCGUCCAGCUUAAUGUCAUUGUUUAUGUGGAUGGUCUACUUAUCUCUGGAAAUGAUAGUGCUGCUAUGGGCAGUUUUAAAUCAUACCUUAAUGCAUGCUAUCAUAUGAAGGAUUUGGGCUUUCUGAAAUAUUUUUUGGGUAUUGAAGUGGCCCGCAGCUCUACUGGUAUUUUUCUUAACCAAAGAAAAUAUGCCCUGGAUAUUAUUACCGAAACUGGUUUUUGGGGACAAAACCCGCCUCUUUUCCAAUUGAACAACAUCACACCCUUGGGACGGCUACUGGACCACCUCUCCUGGACCCUGAACCAUAUUGUCGUCUUGUUGGUCGCCUAAUUUAUUUGGCUGUCACUCGCCCGGACAUCACAUACUUCGUGCACAUUCUCUCUCAAUUUAUGCACAAACCUCUCAGCGAGCAUUGGUCCGCUGCCUUGCGUGUUGUCCGGUAUCUCAAAGGGUCCCUUGGCCAAGGGAUUCUUCUUCGUGCUGAUAGUGACCUUUCUCUUAUUGGCUGGUGUGAUUCUGGUUGGGCUGCUUGCCCCAUUACACGUAGAUUACUCUCUGGUUGGUUGGUUUUUCUUGGUCAUUCACCUAUCUCCUGGAAAGCUAAGAAACAAUCAACUGUUGCUCGUUCUUUUGUUGAGGCUGAAUACCGCUCCAUGGCGGCGGCAACCUGUGAAUUAAAAUGGCUAAAGGCACUUCUUUUAAGUCUUGGAGUUCAGCAUCCUCAGGCUAUUCCAUUGUACUGUGAUAGUCAAUUUGCCCUUCAUAUUGCUCAAAAUCCUGUCUUUCAUGAAAAGACCAAACACAUUGAGGUUGACUGUCAUUUUGUCCGCGACGCUAUUCAAGCCAAUAUAAUUGCUCCCAACUAUGUUCCUACUACCAUUCAACUCGCUGAUAUCUUUACUAAAGCACUUGGCAAAGCUCAGUUUCAGACUCUCCUACGCAAGUUAGGCAUUUUAAAUCCCCAUGCGCCAACUUGAGAUGGGGUAUUGAGAGAUAUUUUUUGAGAAGUAUUGUUUAAGAUUGUUUUAUUUAUUUAUGGCUAGUAUAUUAUUUUAAUUAUGGUAGCUAUUCCUUAGCCUAAUAUAUACUCUGUAUUACGGAUGUCCAGAGAGGGGUGAUUGGCAUCUUCUUGUAUUUAAAAAGGGGUUGUUCGGUUUAUGAAGAAGCAAG